Messenger RNA from Cetraspora pellucida, 296 nucleotides. The record is from the annotation of a GenBank genome assembly. Lineage: Eukaryota; Fungi; Glomeromycota; Glomeromycetes; Diversisporales; Gigasporaceae.
UAAGAGAGCAACCAGUUUGCUUGUCUUGCCAGCCACAAGCAAAAUUAAGACUUCAAGCGGCUAAUAAAAUUCUCCAAGGUCAAAUUGUCGAUGUUGAAGCCUUGGAUCUACCGGCCGAAGAUAAAAUUAAUUUGUUAACUGCUCAAAAACUAAUGCAGGGUCAGCCGGGCAGCUUACCUCGUAAAGCAAGGCAAAAGGUAGAAUGCUUUGAAAAUUACUACCGAAAAAAAGCAUUUGAAAAGCAUUUGAAAUCUAGAUUUAACAAGAAUUUAUUUGGCAAACGUAAACAAAGUUAA